AUGCCGAUCGCUGCCAUCCAUUGUCCGGCAGAGGACUUCGUGGAGGAUGCAGAGCCGGUUUACAUUGCCCGGGCCUGGAAGCGUUUGCUCCGAUGCGACAUCCUCAUGUCUAGAAGAGGCGCUCCUCUCUGUCAUAACUUACCUGUGACCGUGUCUUUUACCGAGCUGGCCAAUGCGAGGUUCCAUGGGUUGCAGAUAUAUAUUUCGGAGAACGUUCAAUUCCUCCGAAAAGAUGGUGUUGUUUCCUACCUCGGACCUUUCAAGAGGAGACUCCUAUAUGAAGCGGCGGAAGAUUUUGUGCCCACUUUGCCGCCCUAUAGGUUGGGUGAAUAUGAUGACCACCUUUCAGAAAAGAGCGGCUUUGGUGUACAAGAGAGUGUGGUGCUUUCGGAAUGCGAGGACAAACCCGUGACCUCCGAGGGCAUGACGCUGAAUAUCGACUUGGCAUUACCCACCUGCCAGGACCAUUCUGAGGAUAAUUGGAUGCACUUUAGCACUGAGUACAAGAGCGCAAGAGUGUCCCAUUGGCUUGAUUUUGUGUUUUCCAUGUCCAGACAUGGGGCGCCGCCGGUCGUGCAGAAGAUCGCCAGGGUUCCACUAUCGCUGCGAUCCUGUUAUGCACAACACGCCAACGCGUCCCUACCAGCUUAUUCACAGACAUGUGAAAUAAAGCCAUUUAACGCAGUUCCCGCAGAGGGAUGUUUUGACCAAGAAUCUGUUGAUCAAGGCCAGCACUGGUGGUCGGAGAACGACCAAAGAUAUUCUGUUUCUUGA
Molecule: messenger RNA, 774 nt
Organism: Aspergillus oryzae RIB40
Lineage: Eukaryota; Fungi; Ascomycota; Eurotiomycetes; Eurotiales; Aspergillaceae
Exons: 2
Coding region: 1-774 (257 amino acids)
Source: RefSeq, a predicted model, not a curated record